Messenger RNA from Phragmites australis (common reed), 1056 nucleotides. RefSeq lists its product as uncharacterized. Bases 1 to 1056 code for a protein of 351 amino acids. The record is from RefSeq and is a predicted model, not a curated record. The transcript has 6 exons. Lineage: Eukaryota; Viridiplantae; Streptophyta; Magnoliopsida; Poales; Poaceae.
AUGCCGCCCACCGUGCUUCUCAUUGUUUUGGGUGUGGAUUUCGUGGGUGUUCCUGUUUUCUCAGCCCUGCUUCAGUCAGUCGGGUGGCUUCUUGCGCUGCCCGUCCUGCACUUUGCUGCCGUCUCUUUAUUCCUUCCUUGUUGCCUGUUGGUUGUGGCGUUGGUCUCGGUUUUCCCCUCUUUUUUUGUUUUUGCCCUCUGGUUGAUCCUGGGGCUAAUUGUUCCAUUUGUUUUUUUGGUUUCUUUUGGGCUGUUUUUGUGGCCUCGCUUUGUGCGUUGUUCUUUUUGGUUUGUUCCAUCGGUUAUUUUUUUUGGUUCGCCUCAGCUCUGGAGAUUGGUGCUUGCCAUCUUGUUCCUCUGUUUGUUCCUGGCGGUGUGGUCUUCGUGGUUGUUCCUGGCCUUUUCCACUGUCGGGUGGGCGCCUGUACUACGUCUAGCCGUUUGGUUGCAUCAGGGCCCCUGGCCCAUUAACAAGGUGUGCCUGUUGUGUGGGGUUCUUCUACUUGGUGCUUUCUGGAAGGUCUGUUUUCCUGAUUGGCUUCUGGGAUUUUGGCUACUGUUGAAGCUGUUGUGGUCAAGUUUUUUGUCUGGGAUGUUUGUCGUGGGUUUGUCAUAUGUUUUUUUGUUACAAGCUGUAGUUAGCCAGUGCGACUCGGUGUCUGUUGCUUACUUAUGUGAGGUCGCUGAUGAUGGAGCUGUACUAGCUGGCAUUGAGGUAGAGUUGCCUCCCUUGAAUGCAGAGGCUGCUCCUCGCCAUGUGUUCUUUUGGAGCUGUCCUCAUAUCACUUGCAUGGCCCCUUAUGAACAGGCAGCAUUCCAGGCUGUGAGCUUCCUACAAAUGUUAUAUGGGUUCCUUGUGAUCAAUUAUAGUUACCAGAGCCUUUUGUAUUAUAGGAGAGUUGCACAAUCAGCUGUUGAGAUAGCCGCUAAUGCGAUUCGUUGGGUGCAUGCAGUUGGCUCGUUCAUUUGUGCGCAGCCCGUGCCUCCUGCCGACGUAAAUGAAUUUUUACAGGUUUCCUUUGGUGACUGUUCUUUUGUCCUGUUGUGCCUUUACUGA